Molecule: messenger RNA, 3843 nt
Organism: Brassica rapa (field mustard)
Lineage: Eukaryota; Viridiplantae; Streptophyta; Magnoliopsida; Brassicales; Brassicaceae
Product: transcription factor TCP3
Cellular component (GO): nucleus
Molecular function (GO): DNA-binding transcription factor activity; sequence-specific DNA binding
Source: RefSeq, a predicted model, not a curated record
UCUUCCCGUUUUGACAACAGGUGAUGCGUCCCAACCCUGCUGAUGAGUACACCAUUACUGAGCUUAACCAAAUGAGUUGGUCCUUUGAUAGUACCCCACAUCUAACUUUCAGUUGCUGCCUAGCCACUUUGUUGGCACCCUUAAUCUGUGAGAAUUUUGUAUGAGAAGCUAGCUACUCCAGGUGGUUUCUAUGAUGAGUAUCGAAAUGGAAAAAAGUUGACAGGGAAACUGGUCACACCUUUUCUGAUGUGUAUAUGUUUCGUUCAACAUUCUUCAGUUGUUUUCUUGUUCAGAUUCUUGUAUCAGAUGGUUUGUAGGAAAUGGAAGUUGUUGCUAUCAUUGAUGUCUUGAGGUGCGCGAAAGCAAAUGUCGUCAUUGCUGUGCUGGGACGUGGUAGCAUUUACUAAAGUCAAGAUGGUGGUAGAUGCGCUUCUCGAUGAGGCUGAAAAGAAUUCAUAUUAUAUGAUUGUGUUGCAUGUGAGUGCUAACUUCUUCAAAUGCCGAAAGAAUAUAAAUUUCAAGCAAGUUGAAUUAAAACCAACAUGAGGAACUUCCUUUUAAUUCACAGAGUAGUGCUGAAGCAUUUGCAAGUGUAAAGAAAUUAGUGAAUUUGUUGGGAUUUGUUAAAGACGCAAGCGAAAUCAAACAAACCAUGUUAUGGAUCAAUUUGUGCCUCUCCUGCUCUGACGAGCAACAUGGUUUACUUGAGAUAGAUACAAAGCAAGAGAGAUAAAUCAUAUUGUUAGCUAAUACUAGAGACUCAUGAUGCAUAGGAUCGUCGUACCAACUAUUCCCUCGAGUGUCUCUGCCAGAUUGUAUUGUGGUGAUGGUUUAGUUAUGUUAUCUGUUAUUGAAAAUGGCGUAAUAAAUGUCACGAUCAUAGACUAAUAAGAUUACGUGAUGGGAAUUAAUUAGCAACUUAAAAGUUUGUCUUGACUAAGGAUCCUUUAUGACUUAAAAGUGACUCUCAAUUUGAACAUAUUCGGAAAAGAUUUUACUAAUAUAGUUGACAAUUCAUGUGAGUGCUAUUGCUUCUACAUAGUUGAAGAGACAAGGGUAAGCCUUUGCAAAUAUCCAUCUAGCAUGUCCCUUAUCAUCACGAAAGAUCCAACUCUGUCCUAAUUUAUCAGACCAUUAUGCAUCAACAUUGCAUAUAUGAGAAACAAAAUCCCAAACCCUGUCCAUUUUGAAAGGAAAUGGACGAAAUAACUGUGUACAGUUUUCAUUUUAGUUCUGUUACAGAAAUAAUUGAAUGAAUGUUUUCUCCAAAAUAAAAGGUUGACAAACUAAAAACAAGAGAGAUAAUUGACCGCGAGGGUGACGGGGGAGUGAACGCACUUACUGACAAACUGGUGGACUAGUAUAGUAGGUCGAAUGGUAGGAGUACAUUUUAUUUUUGGUCAACUGGUAGGAGUAGGAGUACAUAUUUGUGCAGUAUCAUUAUUUCAUGAAUAGGGCGUCCGCUUACGUUAUCAUACGAUCUUUAUAGAUAAAAUGAUGUCACAGAAUCGAAACAUACAAAACAAGUAGAGUAUUUAUAUUGAAAAAUCAGGACAUGGUCGGUGUCUCUAUGGAAAGUGGUUGGAAAUAAACUGAUAACAAAACAAGAAAAAUUAUAAUAGUCAUACCAAAAAAUAAUAAUGAUCAUAGCCUUAUAGGUAUGUCUGACGUUUUCUUAGUGCUCUUGUCACUCUUUUUUUAGUGGAUCACUGAUUUCGAACAUAACCAAGAAGCAACGUUUUGGUUUCACGUUCACCCACCCAAACCAAAGAUCGGUGUAUGACCACAUGUGAACUGAGAUGGCUUGCUUUUUGUGUCAGCAGAUGGCUUGCUCAAAGGUCUGCUUUUUGUAAAACCCUUCAUACCCCACUAACACUAAAACCUCUUCGGGACAUGUCUCACUCAUGGUAAAAUUAUCUACCUUGUGGUUGUAAACCACUCCCUCAGUUUUUCAAAAAUAAAUUGUUAUACAAAUAGUUAUUUUUAAAUAUAGAUUUUAAAAUUUUUCGGUAAAGAUUUAUCAGGUGAUAAUAAAUUGUAAACUUUAAAAAUAAUUGAAUUUACUAAAUUAUUUUAAAUAAUUAAUCACAAAAGUAUUUAUAAUCAAUUUUUUGUUUUAUUAAUAUGUGUUAAAAGGUUAAAAACUCUUAUUAUUAUGAUUUAUUUAUGUUUUUGAAAAAAAUACAAGUAUGAUGUAAUAUUUUCAACAAUGACAAAUAUGUAUAAAACUUCAUAAUUCAUCGGAAACAUACAAGUAUACAAUUCCAAUCACAGUCUAAAGACGAAAAUGCAUAAAAUAUACAAGUAUACAUACAGACACAGUUCAUAAAAAAUGAUUAUAACGUAAUUUUGAAAAACGAAAUAAAAGCAGAAAUGCGGCGACAGCUAUGAGAUGACAUAUCUUUCCAUGACCAAACACUCUCUUCUUCCUCAUCAUCCCAACACCUCAGUUUCCUAAAUAUGCUCAACAAUGGCUGAUGAAGAAUCUAACCACCACCAUUCAAUACAUUCUCCCUCGUCGCCGCAUCCUCUCGGAAUGAGACACCAAUCAGUGUUUUCAACCGCGGCAGAACACGGUGGCUGCGGCGAGAUCGUGGAGGUUGAAGGAGGUCACAUUGUCCGAUCAACAGGAAAAAAAGACAGACACAGCAAAGUCUGUACGGCCAAAGGACCACGUGACCGGCGCGUGAGGCUCUCAGCUCCAACGGCUAUUCAGUUCUACGAUGUUCAAGAUAGACUCGGUUUAGAUCGACCAAGCAAAGCUGUUGACUGGCUCAUCAUGAAAGCUAAAUCCGCCAUUGAUAACCUCGCCGAGCUUCCUCCGUGGAACCCCGCCGACACAAUCCGACAAGCUGCUGCAAACAAACCCAAAAGACCCAAAACCGUAAUUCCUCCGCCGGAGACGGGAAUCCACGGUGGUUCCGGAAAAGAAACAGAGCAUCAUCAUCAUCAGUCGAGUUUUCUCCCGGCGUCUCUUUCAACGCCGGAUUAUCAUCCGCCACCGUCGUCACGAGCCAAUGCACAAAGCCAAGAUCUUCGUCUCUCGCUUCACUCCUUCCAAAAUGGUCCUGCUUUCGCCGAUGAAACAGAGCAUGCUCUGUUCUCCGGCCAGAGCAAUCCGUUAGUGUUUGAUUCAUCGACGGCGAGCUGCGACCAGUCGCCGGAAUUUGGGAAAAUGCAGAGACUUGUGACGUGGAACAACGGCGGAGCAGCUGACUCCGCCGCAUUUGGUGGAGGAGGGUUUGUAUUUGCUUCUCCGGCGACAACGACGUCGUUUCAGCCACAAAGUCAGGUUUUUUCUCAGAGGGGUCCCCUUCAGUCCAUUAACACACCAAUGCCUCCUCGUGCUUGGUUUGAUCCUUACCAUGAUCAUCAUCAUAAUCAUCAUCACCAUCCUUACCAUAUUUCUCCGGCAAUUCACCAAUCAGCAAUACCAGCACGGUAUCUGAGUGAGGAAGAUGGUCACGGCGACAAGCCCUCGUCUGCUUCAUCUGAUUCUCGACAUUGAACGAGAUCCCAAACAUAAGAUUGCGCAACAAAAAUGGUUUCCAUUCAUCAAACUGUUAACGUUUCAGGGAGCUUUGUGUAAUAAGGAAUGUGUGUCUUGUUGUUGUGUUUUUGUGAUAUCGAAUGCUUAUGUGUGUUAUCAACAGUUUCAGGUUCUUGUUUCUUUCAUGUAACCGAGCCUAUAAUGAUUUGAAUCCAAUUUGGAUCAAUUAAACCAUUUUCUGUAAACUCUAUUGUGUUCUUCUAGUCACGCAUAGCUCACAUCUUGUGUUGUUGUAUCCUGUUUUUGUAGCGUAUACGUUCUUGUAUUAAAUAAAUUUGCAAAUUCUUAUACUC